AGACAAGAUACGUACUAGUUGAGAAGCGGCUCAUACAAAUCACUUACCUUCAACGGAAUUUGUACGUUAAGAAUGAGUGAUGAUUCGGGAUAUGAUAUAUGCGAAUGCAUUCAGUCGCAUGAUGGGGCUAUGCGUCAAUUAUUGGGGAUAUUAAGACGGACUCAAGAAUAUUGCUCUGACAGUUCUUGUGUUGACGAUCUGUCUCAGACGCCUCAGAGUAGCCAAGACCCAAUGUCAGGUACCUACGUUAUGACGUUUGUGGCAAUGCUAGCCGUUUUCGCUGCGUUCUUAUUUGGCUUGCCACGGUUUCGGUCCUCAGAUGGAAAGCCUCGCAACAAUUUCCAAGGACCAAAUCGUGAUCCACCAGCAAUUUCAUAAAUCUCAAAAGAGAUAUAAAUCAUCUACACUACCACUGUGAUUUCUUUAUCCUUUUCAUCAAUGAAAAAAAAGACGAAUAAAAGAAAUUACAUUAUGCACACACACAGACAGACAGACACAGAGAGAGAUUUGUAACUUUUUAAAGAUACUUAUUCCUUCUUUGCCUUUCUUUUCUUUGUCUUUUUUACUUAAAAUAAAAAUUAAAAACAAACAUUAUGCUAACCAAGAUUGAUAAGCAAAGGUUAAAUUGGAAAUAAAUUUUCAAACAUUUCCAUUUUAUUUCUUUUUUUUUUAUUACUUAAAAAGCACAUACAUUGAUUGACAGCUACAAACAUUGUUUGGUUAAUCUCACUAAAUUUGUUUUGGGUAAACACACACACUUCUCUUUUUUUUUAUAAAAAAAAUAACCUAUUUGAGUAGUAUAUGCUUGUUUGUUGGUAAUUUUUGUCCCGCUGUUUUGUUUAUUUUUUCUGUUUUGAAUCAUUCAUGUCUUUUGUUUUGUUUUGUGUUUUUUUGUGGUUGUAAAAUGAAAACUGAGGUUUAUACGCUACAAAUUACGAUGUUUAUUUCUUAAUAUGAAAAUGAUGAUCCCUCUUAUUCUUUCAUGAAUGAUAUAACUUCUUUUUUUUCUUUUUUUUUUUAAAGUACUACUAACUAAUGUUUAAUGAUUGUUUUCACAGAAAAAAAAAACUGAACGAGAUACAUGUAACCUUUAUUAUUGC
This is a messenger RNA of Schistosoma turkestanicum, 1100 nucleotides long. NCBI's taxonomy places the organism in Eukaryota, Metazoa, Platyhelminthes, Trematoda, Strigeidida, Schistosomatidae. The record is from the annotation of a GenBank genome assembly.